Messenger RNA from Cydia pomonella (codling moth), 3306 nucleotides. RefSeq names its product lipase 3-like. NCBI's taxonomy places the organism in Eukaryota, Metazoa, Arthropoda, Insecta, Lepidoptera, Tortricidae. Bases 1377 to 2804 code for a protein of 475 amino acids. The record is from RefSeq and is a predicted model, not a curated record. The transcript has a single exon.
GAUGAUUAGUACCAAAUCACGUACCAAUAAAUAAAUCUAUCAAUCUAUCGAUUUAUUAAUACUAAUCAUCACAUAAAUUAUUAUUUUUAAAUCGCAGUUCCAUACAUGAUACACGAGGCACAUUAUUGUAAGUUUUUUGAUGUUUUUAUUCAUCGACGGUUUUAUGCCCUAUCAGUACUGCAGAGUACCGAGUACCUAGAUUGUUUGAGAAGCCUGCCAGGAUCCCUGUUUUGAUAUUUUAUUCCUGAUUCCUAUCCCGUGACCAUGACCACACCACCAGAUACCUACUCCGUCACCAACCCGGCUGUCACAUAAAUUACAGUAGAUACAUGCUUAAGGAAAAAUUCGGCCAAGAUAUGUCGCGCCAUACUCAGUGUAGGGUUUCGUAGUUACCAUUCUGUCAGAACAGGCCAAACGGGGGCUAUUAUUAAGUAUCAUGUACAUUAGAAGCAUAAGGGACUAAGGGAGUACCUUCGCAUCGCUUUGUACGUCCUUUUCCUAAGAAGAGAAGAUUUUUUGCAAUAACUCAAAAACGGCUGGACCGAUCAUGUUCGCUAUAGCUUUUAUUGAAAGUAUUUGUUUACACUUUUCUUUCAUAUUUUUGGACCCAUGGUUCAAAAAUUAGAGGGGGGACAUUUUUUUUCUUCCGGAGCAAUAAUAAUUUCCGAAAAUAUUAACUUUACCAAAAAAAAAAGUUCUUGGGGACCCUUAUUAGUUUUGAAAGGCCUUUCCAACGAUAUCCCACACCAUUGGGUUAAGCGAAAAAUAAAAAAUAAAUGUAUGAGAGGAACCCUAAAAAAUUUUUAUUUCUACUUUUUAUUUUACCGUUCUGGUGCUAUACAUGAUUCAUGUAUCCCUGCAGCUGUUUAGCACUAGCAAUCACGGAGCAAAGCCACAGACGGACGGACAGACGGACAUGACGAAACUACAAGGGUUUCUAGGUGACUACGAAACCCUAAAAACCUAUCUACAAUCAAAAUAUUAAGCUCUAGUGAGGGCAGAGCGACCAAUUUUCAACAGAAAAACAACUUAACGAACUAGUUUAACAGGCUCAUACCAUGACGUAAAUCACAUGGGGAGGAACGUGAGGAGACUGAGGAGUAAUGGCAAAGCAGGCAUCUCGGCACAAUGCAGGCCAAUUAUAAAAGGGCAAUGGGUUCACUAACUGCCGUAUAAAGUAUUUAUAUGUCAAAUAGUCAACGAAGAUAAUGUAGAGUUAUAAUCAACGUUGAGGUUGGCGUUAGUAGAUGUCCUUUAAGUUUUUUUAAUAUAAUAUAUGCAUUAAAAUAAAAUUAAUUUCGGUGUUUACAAGCCCGACAUUGGAGAACGAUCAGUUUAUAACUAACCUUUGCCGCGAAGCGUUCGAAUUUCCUAGUAUGGCCACUAUUAUAUUUUUAUUUCUAUUGACGUUCGCGUUUAGUUCCAGCCAAUCUGGCUAUACCCAGAGUUCGGAGCUGGUGCAUCCGCGGGCGGCCCGCGCUGCUCCGAAUGCAACUGCCGUUGAAAGUGCUCGCACAUAUCCGGCGCCAAACAGAGCCACUGGCUUUGUUGAUUUCGUAAAUUUGUUCACCGAUGUGCCGAUUUCUAUAGUGCGGUCCAUCAGCAGCGGCGGCAGCGGUAUCAACGGCCUCCCAGUCUCCUUCAACGACAACAACCUUGGAGCUUUGGGUGAAAAUUUCGUCUCCGAUUUCAAGUAUGGCUUGCGUAACGAAGAUUGCGACCUCCGAUGUGACCAGCUCAUUGCUAAAUAUGGAUUUCCUGUGGAGACUCAUGAAGUUGUAACUGAGGAUGGGUAUAUCUUGAAGAUGUUCAGAAUACCUAGCGACGGCGCGCCCGUUUUAGUACAGCAUGGACUGAUUGGAAGCUCAGAUGACUACGUGGUGGCUGGCUCGGAAAGUGGGAUAGCGUAUUUACUAGCAAGGGAUGGAUAUGAUGUGUGGUUAGCUAACUCACGUGGCUGCAAACAUUCUCGCCGACAUAUCAAAAUAAAACCUUCCCAAGGUACUUUUUGGGAUUUCUCCUGGCACGAAGUGGGUUACUAUGAUCUUCCAGCUAUGAUCGACUAUACUCUGAACGUCACCGGUCGCGACAAGCUUAAAUAUAUCGGGCACUCUCAAGGAACAACCGCUUUCUUUGUGUUGGGGUCUGAGCGGCCAGAAUACAUGGAUAAAAUUGCCUUGGCGGUGGCAAUGUCGCCGGUCGCUUUUAAUUCUCAUAUGAGAUCUCCGUUCAUACGGCUUUUAGCGCCUUCAUCAGGAUUGUUAUAUGCGGCGUCAAGAGCUUUCGGUAUUCACGAGUUGGGACCAGAUAACAACUUGAUGAGGCUCGCGCGGUGGCUGGCGUGCGGCACGGGGCCCCUGGCGGAGUUCUUCUGUUCCAACAUCAUGUUCCUUGUAGCGGGGUUCAAUGUUGAGCAGUUGAACGUCACGAACCUUCCUGUAAUAUUCAGCCACAUGCCUUCAGGAGCUUCAGCGAAACAGUUAGUUCAUUACGCGCAAGAAAUUAUAUCGAAAAAGUUUAGGCAGUUCGAUUACGGGGCGGAAGGGAACAUGAAGCGAUAUGGGAGCAGUGAGCCUCCUGAAUACGACCUCGGGAAAGUGACAGCGCCAGUGUCGUUGGUGUACAGCGAUGCCGAUUGGCUGGUCCACCCCCGCGACGUGGCCAAGACGGAGAGGCUGUUGCCGAACGUCGUCGACUCGCACAAGGUGCCUAGUAAAAACUUUAAUCAUAUGGACUUUAUUAUAGCGAAAGAUGUGAAACAAUUAAUUUAUAAGAGGCUGAGUAAAAUAUUGUCUCGUUAUUAAGAUUCGGUAGUGGGCUCUUUACAAAAUAUGGUAGGUAGCGGUAUAUUCGACUGUAAGUAGGUAAAUUAGGGAACAAAUUGUAAGUUGUUAAAACAAGGUGUAUCAAGGUAUGAACACCUUUUGAGUUUAAUUAUAUUUUUAAAUGAUGUUACCGACUUUUAAAAGAUUUAUUUUAAAUAAACCAGAAUUGUAAGAUUUACUCAAAUUGAAAUUAUUAUAUAAGACUGUCAAAGACUGCAUAAUGAGUACGUUUACAGAAAUAUUAAAUGAAAGUAUGAACUCUUUUGGUUGUCUUCGUCUUAAAAUAAUAGUUUUAAUAAAAUUAAAUAUUAUAUUAAUUGAUUCAAUAUCUACCUAUUUUUAUUUGAUGUUUCACGUGUCUUGUUAUUAUCUAAUAUUACCUCGAUGACCAUGAACAAGGCCGUGAUUGCGAGAUUAUAUAAGUAUACAAAACCGGAAAAUAUAUGUUACUUAACAAAGUAAAUGUAUGUGAUAUAAAAUA